UUGUGAAAAGCAAAAACAAAACCGUUCCAAGAGCACACACGAGAGAAAUUACAAAAAAUUGAAAUUUGGGAAUUUUUUUGAAGAGCCGUAAAGUAGAAAAUAGUUGUAGUGAGCAGUGAAAGUGAAGAAGAAGAAGAAGAUGGUGUUUUGAAAUCCCCAGAUUAGUCAGUCACACAAAUCAGAUCUGAAAUGUCAGGCGACGGUGGAGGAGGCAGGGAGAGGAUGAUGAUGAAGGAAGACGGCAGAGGAGGACGGCAUCUCUGGGUUGGAAACCUUCCUCAUGGGAUACUGGAACGUGACUUAGCCGACCGGUUCUUAAGGUUUGGAGAAUUGGGAAGCUUAGCGUUUCAGCCUGGACGGAGCUACGCCUUCGUUAAGUUUAAGCACGACGAGGAUGCAUUCGCUGCCAUUGGGUCUCUUCAAGGCUUCCCACUCGCUGGAAACCCACUUAGGAUCGAGUUUGCUAAGGCGGAAAAGUCAUCAACUGGAUCAUGCACAGAAGAUUUAUUUCAUCAUGAUGAACAGCGGUCUGCAGGAAGUGGGUCAUCUUUUGUUCAAAAUGACUCCAGAACGCAUUAUGAUAGCCCAGACGCCCCAGACACAUAUAGCAAAUCAAAAAUGGGUGAUAGAAAUGCAGAACCCAGUGAAGUACUAUAUAUAGAGUUUCCGGCUUCGUUGAAAGUAGAUGAUGCGCUCUUGAGGAAGGUCUUUUCUUCGUUUGGAGAAAUAACAAAGGUCACGGUAUUCCCUGGUCGCAGUUAUGCAUUUGUUCAGUUCUGGAAUCUGAUGGCAGCAUGUGAGGCGAAAGAAACUUUUCAGGGGAAGUUAUUUGGCAAUCCUCGAGUGCAUAUUUGUUUUGCAAAGAGUGAACCUUCCUCAUCUAACAGUGGAAGGCGUCCGUCCAGUAGAUCACUCUCUCCGGCUUACAGAUCUGUUGAUCGACUGGGUCUUCAGGAUAGAAAUUAUGGAAGCAUCAGCAGAAUUACCAAUGGGAGGGAACCACAAUACAUAUCGGAUAAGGAUUUGGAAGAUUCUGAAGAUUACAUGUAUAACAAGAAAGGAGUCUCAAGGACUGAUGAAGGUCCUGCAUAUGGAAGGUUGAGGGAUACAAAUAGAUUUCCGCAGGAUAUGCAUGAAUAUCAUGGUAGUCCUAGGGAAUUGGGUUUGGCAUUCUGUGAUGAUCUUCACAGAUUCCCGUCAAGGAGUUCAGUGUAUGAAGAGCCAUGGGAUUUACAUGAAGAUGACUACUACUACCAAGAAUCCAAGAGACAGAAGACAAGAUUCGUGCAGCUUAAGAGGCUGCUCUCAGGGCAGCAGCUUUAUGGUAUAUAGCAAGCAAGACGCCCUUUUUCCAGUUCAUCUGCUGAUUUUUCCCCAAAAGAUGCAUUCGAGCGGAAUUAUGAGGCUGGACAGUUAAGAUACAAGCAAACGGUUGAGCAGCCGGUAAAUCUAGCUAUCAGGAACGGGGACAAGAGUCGCUUACGAGAAGCACAUGACCAGUUAAUGGGAGUUUACUCUCUGCCAUCAAUUGUCCCUGAAUUGAAUCGACCAUCACUAAAGGACUGGAACUGGGAAGGGACUAUUGCAAAAGGAGGCAAUCCCAUAUGUCGUGUUAAAUGCUUUCCUGUGGUCAAAGUGAUGGACAUGAUGCUAUAAGUAGCUCUUACGCCUGAGUUUCUAGAUUGCACAGCAAGAACUGGUUUAGACAUGCUGGCCAAGCAUUACUACCAAUCAUCUAAAGCGUGUGUGGUUUUCUUUGUUCCUGGAAGUGAUGCUGAUAUUGUGUUUUAUAAUGAAUUUAUGCAUUCUCGGGAGGAGAAGCAACGAGCAGCUGUUUCUAAAUUGGAUGACACAACAACGUUGUUCCUCGUGCCUCCAUCUGAUUUCUCCGAGAAAGUACUUAAAGUUCCCGGGAAACUUAGCAUCUCUGGAGUUAUUCUACGGUUAGAACAUGGUGGAUCUAGAUCUGGGCUGCGAGAUGGUCAAAGUGCAUCUAUGGAACUAUACAUCGUGAGCAAGCAUGAUCAGUUGAGUGACCGAUAUUCUAGAUCGGACUGGCCACCACGUGAUACCAACACCAGAGGUUCACAGAUGCAACCCGUCAUUGAUCAUACUGUUCAAAGACAUAGUGGUUUUGAUCCUGGGAAGCAGCCAUGUGCAGAUCUAAGUCGUUAUCAUGAUACGGAAACUCUAGUUCAUCCAAGGUUUCAGCCUGAACAGCUUACAUGUUUACCUGAAAGAUAUGCACCAGAAAACCGAGCAAAUUUCAGCCAUUUGCAACACGUUCAGACACUAAGCGUACCGCAAUUGGUAUCUCCAAGAGAUCAAAAUGUACAGGUACAAGGUAGCAACAGCCAGCAAGAAGAAGAAACUGAGGAUAAUCCACAAAAGCGUCUUUAGGCAACAUUAUAGCUAGCAGCAGCACUUCUCCAGCAAAUUCAACAAGCUAGACCGAGUUAAAGAUGGCUUCCUGAAGAGCUAUAUAUCAACUCUAUAUUAAUUGGGAUGAGCCCAGCCAGAUCUACGAUUCACAAGUAUGAGAUCUUUACAUUCU
Molecule: messenger RNA, 2554 nt
Organism: Camelina sativa (false flax)
Lineage: Eukaryota; Viridiplantae; Streptophyta; Magnoliopsida; Brassicales; Brassicaceae
Product: RNA recognition motif (RRM)-containing protein
Molecular function (GO): RNA binding
Source: RefSeq, a predicted model, not a curated record